CCCGCCCCUUUUUCCUAUGACUCAAGGCGAAGCACGAAGGGGUGAUUAAGAAGAAUCCUCCGCGGCAUCAGCGCAACUCGUAUUAAUAUUAUUGAUUUAAAGAUAGAAAAUCGACAAUGGGCAGUACCGACUCAAAACUGAACUUCAGGAAAGCAGUGAUUCAGCUGACAACAAAAACGCAGCCAGUGGAAGCCACGGAUGAUGCCUUCUGGGACCAGUUCUGGGCGGACAGCACCACCACAGUCCAGGAUGUCUUUGCUCUGGUUCCAGCUGCAGAGAUCCGGGCUCUACGAGAGGAGUCCCCCUCUAAUUUAGCCACUCUGUGUUAUAAGGCUGUGGAAAAAUUGGUGCAGGGCGCCGACUCGGGCUGCCCCAGCGAGAGGGAGAAGCAGGUGGUCCUGAACUGCACACGUAUCCUGACCCGCAUCCUCCCCUACAUCUUUGAGGACCAGGACUGGAGGGGGUUUUUCUGGUCCACUGUGCCUGGUGCCGGCCGGGCCGGGGCGGAGGAGCUGGACGACGACGAAGGCGCUCGCCCACUGGCCGAGUCGCUCCUGCUGGCCGUCGCCGACUUGCUCUUCUGCCCCGAUUUCACCGUGCACAGCCACAGAAGAGGCCCGGACUCGGUGGAGAACUUGCACGCCAUCGACAGCUGUGAAUACAUCUGGGAAGCUGGAGUGGGCUUCGCGCAGUCCCCACCUCUCAACUACAUCCACGAUUUGAAUCGCACCGAGUUGCUGAGGUUGCUGCUCACCUGCUUCUCCGAGGUCAUGUACCUGCCAGCGUCCACCGAUAACCACAUCCUCAACCCCUGGGUGACCUUCUUCUGUUCCACUGAGAAUCGCCAUGCUUUGCCGCUGUUCACCUCGCUGCUCAACGUGGUGAGCGCCUACGACCCGGUGGGCUAUGGCAUCCCGUACAACCACCUGCUGUUCUCCGACUACCGGGAGCAGCUGGUGGAGCAGGCCGUGCAGAUCCUCAUUGUGACCCUGGAGCAUGACGGAGGGCCUUCCCACUGCCCGUCUUCUCCGUCCAGCGUGGAAGAACAUGAGUCCACCGGCCCCGAAAACUUGUUUGUGAAUUAUUUGUCGAGGAUUCACAGAGAGGAAGAUUUUGAUUUUGUACUGAAAGGAUUGGCUCGUCUCCUCACCAACCCUUUGACUCAAACGUACCUGCCUAAUUCCACCAAAAAGAUCCAGUUCCACCAGGAGCUCCUGGUACUCUUCUGGAAGCUCUGCGACUUCAAUAAGAAAUUCCUCUUUUUCGUCCUCAAGAGUAGCGACGUACUGGAUAUUCUGGUUCCAAUCCUCUUCUACCUUAAUGAUGCCCGAGCUGACCAGUCCCGCGUGGGCCUCAUGCACAUCGGUGUGUUCAUCCUGCUGCUGCUGAGCGGCGAGAGAAACUUCGGCGUGCGCCUGAACAAGCCCUACGCCCUCCAUGUGCCCAUGGACAUCCCGGUGUUCACGGGCACUCACGCCGACCUACUGAUCGUGGUCUUCCAUAAGAUUAUCACCACGGGCCACCAGCGUUUACAGCCUCUCUUUGACUGCCUGCUCACCAUUGUGGUGAACGUGUCACCAUAUCUGAAAAGUCUUUCCAUGGUAGCGGCCAAUAAGCUGCUCCACCUACUGGAGGCCUUCUCCACUACCUGGUUCCUGUUCUCUGCCGUCCAGAACCACCAUCUUGUUUUUUUCCUGCUGGAGGCCUUCAACAACAUCAUCCAGUAUCAGUUUGACGGGAACUGUAAUCUGGUGUACGCCAUCAUCCGCAAGCGUAACAUCUUCCACCAGCUUGCUAAUCUUCCAUCGGACCCGGCCACCAUCCAGAAGGCCCUGCAGAGAAAGAGGAAGUCGCCUGACGCCAUCUCCCGCACCAGCUCGCAGGAGACUGUCUCCAUGGAAGGUUCCCGCCCCGCCGUGCCAGCAGAACCUGGCACCCUGAAGGCCAGCCUGGUCGCCAUACCUGGCAUUGACAAACUGACCGAGAAGUCUCAGGUGUCUGAGGAUGGUACCAUGGUGUCCAUCCCCAAGCUGGACCACUCGGAGCAGAUAACAGCCAGCGGGACCAGCGACACUGAAUCCAUCUCGGGAAAAGACAAUGAAGAUGUUUUCUACACUGAGGCAGAAAUGGAGAGAAGGCGCUUGUCAAGCGUUUCUUCAGCAUCACAUUGGGCUCCCACACCAGAGUGGGUCCUCUCCUGGAAGUGUAAGCUCCCCUUGCAGACCAUCAUGCGUCUGCUGCAGGUGUUGGUUCCACAGGUGGAGAAGAUCUGCAUCGACAAGGGUCUGACAGAUGAAUCGGAGAUCCUCAAGUUCCUCCAGCACGGGACGUUAGUCGGCCUGCUGCCCGUCCCUCACCCCAUCCUCAUCCGGAAGUACCAGGCCAACGCUGGCACAGCCAUGUGGUUUCGCACCUACAUGUGGGGUGUGGUCUACCUGCGCAACGUGGACCCACCCAUAUGGUAUGACACGGACGUGCGCCUAUUUGAGAUUCAGAAGAUGUAGACGACAGAGCGCGAAGCUGACUGUGUUGAAGGCACCUCCUAUUCCUCAUGACGCAUGCCGAGUGCUCGUUUAUCAGUUAAAUAUUUUCAAUAGGCAACUCGUUACAUGUUGUUCUGACCUGUGCAGCUGGGUUUAGUUUUAGACGGGGGGGGGGGGGGGGGUGACAAAAUCUUGUUAUGAUGUCAUAGCAAGGUGGUUUUUGCCACUGCAGCAGGGGGCGUGGGGUGGGGACAGCCUCCAAUUUGGGGAUGCACUUUGGUAUUGAGCUAGGAUACUCGUUUGACACCUCAAAUAUUCCAAACAGGAAUUCUCAGCAAUGCCAAUUGCCACGAAAAGUCACAUGCGUCACUUAACUUUGGGGGAUGAUGCUACUUGACACGUUUUUAAGGUGAACUUCCACCUUUUAAUGCAGCAGUACAAACUAGACUGGAUUGUUUUGUUUCUGACGUUGCUUGUUCAAAACUGUACAUUAUAUAUCGCUAUGUGAAAUGUGUCAAAUGCUAAAUGCAGUAACUAAAUAUUUUGAGAAAA
Messenger RNA from Hippocampus zosterae (dwarf seahorse), 3035 nucleotides. It is a transcript of the gene hid1a, whose product is annotated as HID1 domain containing a. The record is from RefSeq and is a predicted model, not a curated record. The coding region runs from base 117 to 2504 and encodes 795 amino acids. NCBI's taxonomy places the organism in Eukaryota, Metazoa, Chordata, Actinopteri, Syngnathiformes, Syngnathidae. The transcript is spliced from 19 exons. Gene Ontology annotation, cellular component: Golgi medial cisterna; Golgi trans cisterna; membrane.